GUCACCAGGUGUUCCUGGCCUGCAAGGAGCUUAAGCUUCGCGUCAGCACCAUGGACAGCGGCCGCGAAUCGCCUCGGGGGCGCUUGGACGCCCUGGGCUUCUGGCGGGUCUGGCAGCGCUUUGACACUGAUGAAAAAUGCUACAUAGAAGAGAAGGAGCUUGAUUCUUUCUUUCACCACAUCUUGAUGAUGUUGGGCACUGAUGCGGCGGUCAUAGAAGAAAAUGUGCAGAGGCUGAAACAGCAAUUUAUGGCUCCCCAGGACGUCUCUAGAGAUGGUCGCAUACAAAUGAAAGAGCUUGCCAGUGUGUUCUUGUCUGAGGAUGAAAACUUCCUUCUGCUCUUCCGUCAGGAAACCCCCCUGGACAGCAGCGUGGAGUUUAUGCAGAUUUGGCGCAAAUAUGACGCUGACAGCAGCGGCUUCAUAUCAGCUGCGGAGCUGCGGAACUUCCUCCGAGACCUCUUCCUCCACCACAGAAAGGUCGUUCCUGAGGCCAAGCUGGACGAAUACACCGGCACCAUGAUGAAGAUCUUUGACAAAAAUAAGGAUGGCCGGUUGGAUCUUAAUGACUUGGCAAGGAUCCUGGCUCUUCAGGAAAACUUCCUUCUCCAAUUUAAAAUGGAUGCUUGCUCCACUGAAGAAAGAAAGAGGGACUUUGAGAAAAUCUUUGCCCACUAUGAUGUUAGUAAAACCGGAGCUCUGGAGGGGCCGGAGGUGGAUGGCUUUGUCAAAGACGUGAUGGAGCUGGUGCAGCCCAGCAUCAGUGGAGUGGACCUCGAUAAGUUCCGGGAGAUUCUUUUGCGCCACUGUGAUGUGAACAAGGACGGAAAGAUUCAGAAGUCCGAGCUCGCGUUGUGUCUUGGGCUGAAAAUCAACCCAUAAGCCCCAGAAUGCUGUGUGCUUUGCUCUUAGGGUGUUUCUGAGCUCCUGCUGGGAAAACUGAAUCUGUGCUUUGCUGUUGGGGACACGCGGGCAAACUUUCUAACAACUGGUGUGGCAUUCCAGGGCAAGGGGGGCCCUAGGGCCUUCUUUCUCAGGGUGUGGUGGUCUCCGGCCUCACUGAGAGCCCUUUGCAGUGUCUGUUAUCUGCCCCCUCCCCGGGCUUUCCUGUCCCCCCACAGAGAGUCAGCUAACCCCCUGCUGGAUCUGCUCCUGCCUGGCCUCCCUCAGGCCCCCGGGGGCAGGGGAGAAUGAGUCCCUCCACCUGUACUUUCCUUGUGGGCUUUCCAGUGGUGAGUGGCAUCUGUGAUGGUCCUGUGACUUCUACAAAUCAGCUUUGUCUUGGAAAUAAACCUGUAGCUGGAAACAAA
Suricata suricatta (meerkat) is the source of this 1309-nucleotide messenger RNA. It is a transcript of the gene SCGN, whose product is annotated as secretagogin, EF-hand calcium binding protein. Gene Ontology annotation, cellular component: terminal bouton; nucleus; cytosol. The transcript is spliced from 11 exons. Gene Ontology annotation, molecular function: calcium ion binding. Gene Ontology annotation, biological process: regulation of long-term synaptic potentiation; regulation of presynaptic cytosolic calcium ion concentration. Bases 51 to 881 code for a protein of 276 amino acids. The record is from RefSeq and is a predicted model, not a curated record. NCBI's taxonomy places the organism in Eukaryota, Metazoa, Chordata, Mammalia, Carnivora, Herpestidae.